GAACAUUACUUUUGAUGAAAUAUCUCAUUAUUUCGCUGAGGAGGCCUUCAUGAGAUAAUUCCUCACAUUCCUGAAGGGGCCACUAAGAGUUUCUUCUUCCUCUUCUUUUUUUUGGGAGGAACCACGUGUCAAGGAACAUCAUCAUCAAGGAAGAGAACCAGGAGGCCCAACGUCUUCGACACUGAAUAAACGAUGGCCGUGAAUAUGGUAAUUCCACUUCUCAUUCCCCUCGAGGAGAACCUUCAUAACACCACUCGCCUUCUGCCCGGCGGAGGAGGACCGGUCCAGUUCUCGGAGCCCCGCUACUGCAUCCUUCUGGCGGAGGACUCCCCGCCCUCCAUCUCCGUGGCACAGGUCUCCGCCUCUCAUAGGGAUGGAGCAUCCGUGAGAUACAGCAUCACAGGAGGCAACAGAGAUGGACUGUUCACCAUCGAUCAACACACUGGCCUCAUCACCCUGGCCGCGCCGCUGGACUUUGAGAGCCAUCCUAAGCACGAGCUGGUCGUGGCAGCCGAGGCUGGAGGUCGUACCGUGCACACCAUCGUGCAAGUGAGCGUCGAGGACAUCAACGACAACCCUCCCCACUUCCUCGAGGACAACCUCCAGGUCACCGUGAUCGAGGAGGAAGACACAGACCUCCCAGCCACCAUUGUGAGGGUGCUGGCCGAGGACCCAGACAGAAUAGACGAAGGGCGGCUCGUCUAUAGCGUGGGGGGAGAGGGGGUCGAUGAUCACGACCCCAAGAAGGCCUUCUUCACGAUCAACCCCCACUCGGGUGAACUCAUAUUGUUACGGGCACUUGACAGAGACCCACCCUCAGGCAGAGAUAAAUGGGAGAUUCGAGUCCAGGUACGGGAUGGUCAACGCGUGCCCUCCUCACUGGCAGCCGCCAGCGCAAGAAGGCCAAAAGUAUCCUUUAGAUCAGUACCCUACAAGAGUGAUUCUAGGGAUAGCCCGUCUCGACGGCCCCCUACGUCUCAGGAGAGUUUAGAGCAGCGCUGGGGAUUCAGAAAGUCCUUAGAGCAGCAUGGAAAGGCCCCUCUCCGCCAAGAAAUGCAGAGUGACCAACCUCUCCCCAGCCCAGUGGGUCAUUCUAGAAUUGGCAGUUCUGCUGUGUCGUUUUAUGAUGGACUGGAAACAGCAGAUAGACUGAUGAACUUGAGGAAAUCUGAGAGGCAGUUCGCUGAUAAAACUGAUGGCUGGAGUGAUAAAACUGAUGGCUGGCAUGAUAAAACUGAUGGCUGGCAUGAUAAAACUGGUAGCUGGAAUGAUCAAACUAAUGGCUGGAGUGAUAAAACUGAUGGCUGGAGCAACAGAAAAGGUGAUAACAUGAGCAAAAGUAAUAGUGAAACACACACUUCAAAUCCAAAGAGAAAUUCUAAAAAGAAGCUUUUCAGUCAGAGGAGACUGAAGGAAAGCGAAAAGAGAAGAAAGAUGAGAGAUAAGAGUCAUCAAAAUAAGAUUGAUUACCAUGAAAGAGGACAGAUGCAGGAAAACAAAUUGAGAAUAUCCCAGAAUGAAGAGAAGAGGCCCAAGAAUCUCCGGUUGAGAUUACCUUCUCACUCCCUGCUGAAAUUCAAGCCUCCAAGACGUCCCAGAAUAUUGCCCAGGGGGUGGAUAGAAGAAGAGGUGUCUCCAGGGAGUACCAAGAGCAAUUUCAGCGGGAGAUGGAAGGCCUUCAAACCUAGAAAAUCCUCCAGAACUGUCAGGUUUCCCUGGAGAAAGAAACACCAGAAGGGGUCUCCUUCGAAACACAGACAUGCCGCUGACCUGUACAGUGACCUCGUCAAGGUAUCGUCACCUCCUAGCACUGACGUCAUAACCGUGCCUGAAGAAAAAUUUGGACAGCUCUUACAAGAUAGUGGCAAAAAGCACAUCAAGAGGCACCAAGAGUCUUAUUACAAAAGUCAUAACACUACCGAUUUCAUCUUGGGUUACUAUCCCCUCAGAGAGUGUCCUUAUAUAUUCAGCAGCCUCGCACUUAAUUCAACAACGGAGCAAAACGGCUUUCUUGGAAGUCGCAGAACUACGCACAGAGAUUGUGUAGACCGAUAUGCCGGUGGGAGUAACCACCAGAUGCUUCCUCCUACAGCUCACAUACAGGGUAAAGCCAUGAUUCCAGUCAGGCGACGCCACCGUCGGUAUGUGAAGAGGUUUGCCCCUCUGGACAGUGGUGGAUGUCAGGAUUACGGAGACUUCUCCCUGGAAGACGAAGAGGAGGAGGAGGAGGAAGAGGACCUCUUUCCAGAGACCAGUAAAGCAAGAGACGCCCUUCCCGAUCUGGCAGACGUCAUUGCUGGUAUCGGUGACGCAGGAGGGGGCGGGGGAGGGAGGGUCCACGUUGUCGAAACCGUUGUGACUGUCGUGGUGAAGGACGUCAACGACAACCCGCCGGUCUUUCCUAACUCGACCAUAUUCGGAGAGGUUCAGGAAAAUGGACCCAUAGAUUUAUCAGUGGCCAUGGUGUCCGCCUGGGACGCAGACGACGUGUCGGAGGGCACCAACGCCUUCCUGACGUACUCCAUCGAGAAAAACGUCAUAGACGAGCGCUCAGGGCAGGCCAUCUUCGCCGUGAACCCGGAGACGGGAUACGUCCGCACCGCCAUCUGUUGCCUGGACAGAGAAACGACGCCAGAGUACCAGAUUCAGGUCGUCGCUGUCGACGGUGGAGGAUUAAAAGGAACGGGCACCGUUAUCGUGCGUCUGGCAGAUGUGAACGACAAUUCUCCCCGAAUAACCCGCGAAAUUUGGCAGGUUGAUGUCAAUGAAACCUGGGGGCCCGGACCCCCUUCUAACACCACCCUCCUGCAGAUCACUACCCAGGACCACGACACGUCAAAUUACUUCUAUUAUCGAGUGGUGGAGGGGAGCGGAUGGGGGUGGCAACACUUCGACAUGAGGACUCAGGGAACCGCCGGGGAGCUAUAUGCCAUCAAGACCCUCGAUUACGAGGAUCCCGAGCACAGGAGAGGAUUCCGCUUCAUGGUCCAAGUGACAGACAGGGGCCGAGGUGGGUGGGCGGAUCCGCGCCACACGGACACGGCAUGGGUGGCAGUCAGUCUCGUCGACCUGAACGAUAAUCCUCCCGUUUUUCGGCGCCCUCAAGCCCAGGUCACCGUCAGGGAGGACACCUCCCCAGGGACGCUCCUCGCUACCCUCCCCGCCCGGGAUCCUGACAUGGGUGGACAGCAAAGGGUGCAAUACCGCGUCGUGGGCGGAUGGGGCGCCCUGUCCGUCGACGCGGCGGGGGGCGUGAGGCUCUGGAGGGCCUUGGACAGGGAGGCCGCCGGCGGGGAAGUGGGAGUUGCCCGGGUCAUCGGCGUGGACGAGGGAUACCCGCCCUUGUCAUCCACAGCGACUCUGACGAUAUCCGUCACGGAUGUCAACGACUGCGCCCCUCGACUGCAGCCUCCGACGGUCCUCCACGUCACCGAGGGCAUCCAGGCGACGCGCCUCGGGGUGCUCACGGCCACGGACGAUGACGUUUGGGCGCUAGGGCACGGGCCGCCCUUCAACCUCUCCAUUUCGCCGUCCAAUCCUACUCAUGUCCUGCGGCUGUUGAGUCUCAGAUAUAAUGCUAGCCUCGACAGCGGACGGGGCGGAGGCGAAAUGUGGACGACGGGACCGAUCGACAGGGAGGUCUACCCCCACCUGACGGCGGAGGUCGUAGUCACGGAUGCCGGGGGCCUGGCAGCCACUCACCCCGUGACUAUUGUCAUCGAUGACGUCAAUGACAACCCCAUGAAGCCCGCGGCUAAGGCUGUCUACCUGUGGAAGACUCAGAGCGGAGGCGCAGAAGCAGCCUUGGGGCGCGUCUACGUUGAGGAUCCAGACGACUGGGAUCUGGAAGACAAGACUUUCCAGUGGGCUGGAAAACCCCACCCACUGUUCACCCUCAAUCCGCAGACCGGUGCUAUUUACGCCUCAACCCAGAUCAGGGAAGGAAGGUAUGACCUGCACUUCCACGUCGCAGACCGCGUUUGGGGUCAGCAUGACGUCAGCGCCAACGUCAGCGUUACCGUCAGGAACCUUCCCCCGGAGGCCCUCGCCCACGCCGUUCCGGUGACCCUGUCUCCCGCCACACCCGCAGCGCUAACGGCUGGGUGGACGCCCAAGCAAGGCGGAGGCGGCCUGGGGACAUUCACCUCCGGAAUCUCCAAAAUCCUGAAGGAACCUCACGACGCCAUCGAGAUCGUGAGCGUCUACGGCCAUCCUACUUUCGAUCCUACGUUCACCAUGGCGUUCCAAAUCCCUCCCGCGACGACGCCGUUGGAGUCCUACGGCAGCGCCGCCUUCGCCCAGCCAACCCCGGCGCCCUUUGCCUGCGUCUGGGUGAGCAUCAAGGAGCCCAAGGGGAGGUUCAUGGAUCCUGUGAAGCUUCAAGGACUCCUUGCCCUUCAUAUUGAAUACCUGGAAAGCGUCAUGAAUCUGAAGCUGUCUCUGGCGAUGCCCGACGAGGAGGGGGAGGGCCAGAGAGGGGGGAACCCCUCCGGUAGGAGACCUGGAGGAGGAGGAGGAGGUGUAGGAGGAGGAGGACCAGACCCGUCGUCUUCCAAUCCGGAGAUCCAUCGCUUCCUUGGCUUCCAAGUCCACUGCCUCUACAGGAAGGCUCACGUCAUAUUGUUUGAUGGGAUUUGCUUGGUCGUGGACACGAACACGACGUCGCUAGUGACGCCCCGCCUGACCCGCGCCCAAGACUGCCACGCCCAUUCCCGCGAGGUAGUAGACUUCAGCUGCACGCCUACGUCCUGUCUGAACGGUGGGCGGUGCGUCAGAAACGAUCAGGGUAACAGGUGCAUAUGCCCAGGGAUAUCCUGGGGUCCUCAGUGCAAGAUCCUGAGCCGAUCCUUCUCAGGAAACGGAUGGGCGUGGGCGCGGCCUCUCCCGCCAUGCCUGCCCAUGACCCUAUCGAUUCGGGUAUUGACAACGAACCCCCGCGCCCUCAUCCUGUACUGGGGUCCCCUCUCUUCUACCUCCGCCCACCCACACUACCCGCCCACGCCCAUGCUGGCGUUGCAACUGGUGCAGGGGCAUCCCCAAGUGCUGCUGGAGGGCGCCCGUGGGCCACUCAAGUUGGAAAUCAAUACCACUUUAAGUGACGGUGUUUGGCACACAAUCCACCUGCGUCUCAAUUCUCAGGGUGUAACGCUCAUGGUGGACUAUUGUGGGCGCGGUUGGAUGGCCGAUUCCAGCAACGACUCCCACUGCAUAGCCCGUACCCCGUGGGUGGACCCGGUGGCUAAGCAGAACUGGGGGAGCAGCAGUUACCCCCUGCAAAUAGGGGGCAUGGCUCAUUCCCCUCCGAGGGCGUCCCAUUUUGGGUGGUCGGCCUCGCCCAUACAGCAGGGGCUUCGUGGCUGCGUCUCUCACUUGACGGUCAAUGGACAGCUGGUCGACUUGGGAGAACCUGCCUACAGUAGCAACAGCAACAGCGGCUGCUUCACGCAGGAGGAGGCCUGCCUGACGAAAAUAGGCUUCUGCGGCGUCCGAGGUCACUGCGUCGGAGGCCUGAACAAACCAAGAUGCGAGUGUGAGCCUGGAUGGACCGGGGAAGGGUGCGAGGCGCCCGCCGUGCCAAUGUCCCUCGGCGCCGACUCGUACAUGAAGAUGGCCCUGUCUUUCAAACCCGAUCCCUAUUAUCUCAAGGCCCAGAUGAGGGUGAGGCAGUCAGCGCCUUCCAGCGGCCUCCUCAUGCAGCUGGCUUCUCAUCACCAGUCGGUCGUUUUAGAUAUACGGUUACGCGGAGGCAUCGUCUGCGCCUCCCUUUCCGGGACGGCGUGGAAAACGACGGAAGCCUGCGUCGAGGGGUACCUCCUCUCCGACGGGGAGUGGCACACGAUUUGGGUCGAGCGCCAUGGCCACAACCUCCUGGUUUCCGUGGAUGACGGCGAUGGCUGGAGGCACAACGAGACCUUGCCGUCUCUCGUGAUGGCCUCCAGCAGGAGUGCUGGAGGAGGAGACCCUCAAGAUCUGGCUUCCGUCGCCCCAGUGCCCCUCGUAGUAGACAAGCAAGAUGGCGUGACGGUUGGUGGUCUUCCCGAAUACGUCGGCGUCAGUUUAGUGACGGUCCACGAAGACCUCAGUAAUAUCUGCAUGGACGACAUACGCGUCUCGGGUCGUCCAUUGCCCGUGCCCCCUGCCAUGAACGGGACUAGCUGGGGCCAGGUCACCACUCUCCAGCAGGUGGAACAGGGUUGCCAGCCGCCUGACCUAUGUGCCAACACGACAUGCCUUCCACCACUUGCCUGCCACCCUUCCUGGACUCAUGCCACUUGUAGCUGUAGACCGGGAAUGAAACUGGUCGGUGGAAUCUGCCAAGACGUGGACGAAUGCAUCUACGAACCGUGUCUGUUCGGAGGUACCUGCAGCAACCUGUACCCUGGGUAUAAGUGUACCUGCGGACCGCACCACACAGGGGAGAACUGUCAGUGGACCAGCCUUUCAGCGCAUUCGCAGUCGUUCGCGCCACCCUUGGUGAUCGCCGCCGUAACUCUCUCGCUUCUUGUUGUAGUGGUGCUCGGUGUUCUCCUGACACUGCGACUGCACAGGUCACGUGGGGGCAGGGGGGUAGACCUGCGUGGUGGGUGCGUGGGUGAUGUUGGCAGCGUGGAAGGCAUCUCGGGCGUCAUCGAGACUCAAGUACCUGCCAAGGAAAACGACGUCAAGACGAACAUCGCCAAGGAGGAAGCAGUGUUGCUCGAGUCGCUGAAGCUGAAACUCAACAAUCAGUCGUCCCCUGAUGAUAAACAGUCGGUAUCACUUUUGGCAGCAACAAAUUUAGCGAAUGAAAGCAAAUCUAUGAAGAAAGUGAGUUUUAGUGUCACGGCCAGUGGAACCCCCAUAAUAGAAACUCAAGAUAGCAAAAAUGACACAACUUCACUUAGAGGAUCGGUGAAAUCGCUGACAUGUGGCAGUAGAACAGGCUCGCUGAGGAAGCAAAACCUUAAGGUGGAAACUUCAUCAGCUGUAGAGGGUCCAAAGAUAGUUGCAGUUUCCGAUUUGUCGAGUGCACAGCUGUUACCAGCGCAAGAUGAUCUUCGAGCGUAUGCCUAUGAAGGAGAUGGGUCUCCUUCAGGAUCCCUUACGUCAACUGUCUUGGGCCUUAGAACGGAGUCCUUAGAAGGUGAUGUCCAGCAACCCCUUAUUCCGGAAUAUGGAGAGGUUUUCGACCUCCUAAAAACCCUUCCGGAUUCUACUGGAAUCCCGGUCUUUCUGGAAGACAGUUCCAGCUACGAAGCGCAGCUGGAAAGAUUGCCGUUAGAAUCUAUAAGUUCCACCGUUACGACUAAUGAAAUUAGGGAAAGCGAAGGAGAGUCUAUAGAAGUGGUGUCCCAUAUUAUGAGACAGCCAGGUUCCUCAGACACAUUACGGCGUAGUAGCCAGAGUAAAACAAAUUUAUCCCCCACAUCUUGCUGACAGUAAGUCAAGAAGGAAGAGAGAGAGAGCGAGAGAGAAAGAGAAAAAAAAGAAAGUGUUCAGCUUCCUUUUCAUUAUUUUUGCAAUCUCACAUCCUAGCAUAUUUAAUGUGUAGCCAGAUUUCUUAAAAAUAAAAAAUAAAAAAUUCCGUUAUCGUAAGUUUUCCAAACGUUUUUGUUUAAUGUGCGCUAGCUUUACAAAGAAAUAUUUUUAUCCCUUAUAUAUUUAAAAUAUAUUUCUGUGAUUUGAGAUAGGUAUUAUUCUUGUGUGUGUGUGGGAGAGAGGUAUUAUUCUUGUGUGUGCGUGGGAGAGAGUAUAUGAACUUGCUGCGUGUGUGUGUGUGUGUACAGAGAGAGAGAGAGAAGAAAGAAAACCUGCUAUAAAUGUAAAGUAAUUUUAUCAACUGACUAAGCUCUCAAAUGCCUGUAGUGUACUCCUGCAAUAUGUUAUUCAGCUUUGAAUAACUAGCUUUGAAGGUAUCAAGAACAGUGUUCCGAGUUCACAAAACAGUGGAAAAAAAUGAGCUACAAAAAUAACGAGAAUCUAUGAAAUGUUUGUACGUUUAUAUACACAAGCAAUAAAUGUUAUAUAAUAAGA
Molecule: messenger RNA, 8013 nt
Organism: Macrobrachium nipponense
Lineage: Eukaryota; Metazoa; Arthropoda; Malacostraca; Decapoda; Palaemonidae
Product: putative neural-cadherin 2
Biological process (GO): homophilic cell-cell adhesion
Cellular component (GO): plasma membrane; catenin complex
Molecular function (GO): cadherin binding; calcium ion binding
Source: RefSeq, a predicted model, not a curated record